AUGAAUGUUCAAAAUGUGACAGAAACUUCCAUGGUGGUAGCAUGGAAUACAACAUACUACAAAGGUGUUGAAGUGUAUUUUACCAUAACAUUUAACGGUACAAUGAUCAGUAACGUCCCAGAUCCACCUAUAUAUGUCGGGGCCACUGCUGGACAACGUAAUAUAACAGUAAAUAUUACUGACACUGAUAUGCCUAACGGAUAUAUCAUCCAGUAUAUCUUCCAACUGACUUACAAAGUGUAUAGUGACGUGGCAGAUCGUCACGGCGUGAUCAGAGAGUCUCUACCAAAGAAAUACUCAGGCAUAUAUAUCCUGGAUUCAUGGAGACAUAUUUUUCCAGGUGCCGUGUAUACAAUAUCUGUUUUUACCGUAAAUGAUCGUUAUAAAAGUUCUACAAGUACCGAUAUUGCUGGAAUCGAAACGUUUCCGGACGUACCAGGAGAAAUUAAUCGGAAUGGAAAUGAAGUAUCUAAUCUGACCACAACUAGUGGUUCAAUUCGCUGGGGUAGACCUGUCAUGCCAAACGGGGUUAUGGUCGCAUAUAGAGCUAUACUGAAAGAGGGUCCCGAUGUUACGUGUCGGAUUUACCAGUUUUGUAUUGCCGUCUGUAAUAAUACACUACUGGGCCCUCACAAUGACUCCUGCCAUAUACAGAAUGACACGAGUCUCGAGGAAAACCAAAGGGAAAUGUCUUUAGAUAUAAAUAAUCUCAGACUUGGAACCACGUACACAAUCCAAGUGAUAGGAUAUACCACAGUUGGACCUGGAAAAAAAGUUGAAAUAUCGUUAAAAACCCUAAGUAUUGUACCGAAUGCAAUAGAAGAUGGCUCCAUUGCUGCUACUUAUUCUCCUGGUAACAGGGUGUUAAAUGUCACCUGGAGUCCACCUUCCUUCCCUGGAGAGGAUCUGGAAUAUACGUUAGUCCUUAGAGAUGCAAUCAGAUCUCAAAUACUCGUCACUCAGUCAAACCUGAAAGAUCCACAAUAUCGGAGAAAUUACCAACUUCACAACUUCUACAACUACACUGUAACAGUCACACCAAGCACUUCUGCGGGAGCAGCAAGCAUCAGCCGACCAUUUUCCUUCACAACACGUCCAAGUGGAAGACUUGGUAGACCGCAGAAUCUGAAGAUAAAGAUUUUGCGUUGUGACAGUGUUGAAAUUGCUUGGGAAGAAGCAAAUGUAGAGGAUAGAAAUGGCCCGAUUACAGGAUAUGAAUUUCAAACUACUUUGGGUACACAAAAAUGGACAGCCACUGUAUUAAUAUUAGUGCCUAAUCCAAACUUUUGGUCCAUUUCUAAUAGAGAAUUUUCGUGUCCGUUGAAGGUUCAGGAAAAAUCUCGAUUUACUGUAACGAUAUUUGCUGUGAGCGACAUAAUUAAUCAAAAAGGUGUAGAAUAUUCACAAGUAUUCAGCACAGAGGAUUGCGUACCAGGAGAAGUUAAUCGGAUUCAAAAUGAAGUAUAUAACCAGACCACGUCUAGCGGUUCAAUUCGUUGGGGUAGACCUGUCAUGCCAAACGGGGUAAUGGUUGCAUAUAGAGCAAAACUGAAAGAGGGUCCCGAUGUUACGUGUCGGAUUUACCAGUUUUGUAUUGUCAUCUGUAAUAUU
This is a messenger RNA of Saccostrea cuccullata (small rock oyster), 1611 nucleotides long. Its product is annotated as phosphatidylinositol phosphatase PTPRQ-like. The transcript has 11 exons. Gene Ontology annotation, molecular function: protein binding. NCBI's taxonomy places the organism in Eukaryota, Metazoa, Mollusca, Bivalvia, Ostreida, Ostreidae. The annotation marks the transcript as partial. The record is from RefSeq and is a predicted model, not a curated record.